AUGUUCAACUUAUUUAAUAAGAAAUCGAAUAGAAACGAGAAUUAUAAGAGCGCUGAGAGAGAAGACGAUGAUUUCGUAAUUGUAAAUGAUGGUGUCACUCAAUCUGGAUGGGUAGCACUCAACGAUGAUCAUCAAUAUAUUCAACAACAGUAUCAGCAAUUACAACAACAACAACUUCAACAACAGCAACAGCAACAACAACAACAGCAAGAACAACAACAACAGACCAAUUCAAAUAUAUUACCAAUCUAUCAAAUUAAACAACAACAAUUGAAUUUAGAUGAAUUAGAAGUACAAAAUCAGGAUGAACAGCAAGAACAAGAGGAAGUAGUGCAACAAGUAGAACAACUCAGUGAGGAAGAUGUUCCAAAUAUUAUUGAUUUCAGAGUUGUCAGAGAAUCAAAUCCGUUGGUCGAUUUUGAUGUUGUAAAUUGUAAUAAUAAUAAUAAUAGCAACAAUAACAAUGAAUGUGAUAUAGUUGUUCCAGUUGCUGAGAAUUCAAUUGGUUCACCAAUGAUUGUAGAGGACCAAGAGAUUGUUCCAACAAUCAAUACUGAACCAAUCUUGAUAAAGACCACCGGUAAAUCAGAGAAUAACUAUGCUUCGCCAAGUAACAACAUCAAACCAUAUUUCACAAGAACUACCAACACAUCCACCAGCUACACCAACACUUCACCAGUUCCAAUCCGUGGAGGUUUCACAAGAUCCUCAGUGCCAACCACCAACUACGUUUCCAACACCAAUGUCACAUCCUAUAUUUCUACAUCAAAGACAACCGGUACCUACUUUGAUUAA
This is a messenger RNA of Heterostelium album PN500, 795 nucleotides long. RefSeq lists its product as uncharacterized. The record is from RefSeq and is a predicted model, not a curated record. The transcript has 2 exons. Bases 1 to 795 code for a protein of 264 amino acids. NCBI's taxonomy places the organism in Eukaryota, Evosea, Eumycetozoa, Acytosteliales, Acytosteliaceae.